AUGUGUUGUUCAGCUGGAGACUCUGCUCACCUUGGCCGACAAAGCCCAAGUUCUGGAUCUUUGCCAUCCCAGAUAGAGAGGAGUGACAGAGAACAUAAUACAUUGCUGCAAUUCUGGAAACUGGAUAUAUUCCUGGGACAGACUUUGGAUGUGUACGCCUCCUCCAUAGCGGGCCCUGGUUAUUUCUGGUGCCAGUAUGCAAACUCUGAGGAGCUUGCUGAAAUCUCUAAAGUGUGUCAGCUCAUUGGAAACUCUGAGCAUAAGGACACAGUCCUCAUGUCUACCCUGAGCCCUGGAAGCCUUUGUCUGGCUCUCUUUGCCGAAGACGAGCAAUGGUAUCGAGCUCAGAUUGUUAGCAAAAUGGAUGUUAUCUCUGUUGUCUUUGUGGAUUAUGGAAAUGAGUCAGAAACUGAUUUGAAGUCUUUGAAGUCUGUUUCACCUCAGCUACUAGAACACCCUCCUCAGGCCUUUCUGUGUUCCCUCGCUGAAUUUGAGAACUCAGAAGGCAGCUGGGAUGACAAUGCCCUUGAUGGGUUUUAUGAGCUCCUUGCUGAUAAGCCGCUGAAAGUGACAGUUCAGGACAUGGACAAUAAUAACAAGCUCCCCAUUCCUCAGUACCAAGUGAAAGUAGAGUGUGAGGAGCUGAUUGUGAAUGACUUCAUGAAGACUUGCUGGAGAAGCUCCCCCACCGAGUCUCAAUCAGGUUUGUAA
Messenger RNA from Oncorhynchus masou masou (cherry salmon), 711 nucleotides. Its product is annotated as tudor domain-containing 6-like. The record is from RefSeq and is a predicted model, not a curated record. The coding region runs from base 1 to 711 and encodes 236 amino acids. The transcript has a single exon. NCBI's taxonomy places the organism in Eukaryota, Metazoa, Chordata, Actinopteri, Salmoniformes, Salmonidae.